This is a messenger RNA of Onychostoma macrolepis, 4287 nucleotides long. It is a transcript of the gene tle2a, whose product is annotated as TLE family member 2, transcriptional corepressor a. Gene Ontology annotation, cellular component: transcription regulator complex; nucleus. The transcript has 23 exons. Lineage: Eukaryota; Metazoa; Chordata; Actinopteri; Cypriniformes; Cyprinidae. The record is from RefSeq and is a predicted model, not a curated record. The coding region runs from base 1382 to 3571 and encodes 729 amino acids. Gene Ontology annotation, molecular function: protein binding; transcription corepressor activity. Gene Ontology annotation, biological process: regulation of DNA-templated transcription; negative regulation of canonical Wnt signaling pathway.
AUUCUGAACUUAAACAACGCGUUGAGGCACUCUCCAAAAUGGCGGAAGACGGUAAAUCGGGGAGAAGAAUUGCUGAAUAAAUUUUGUUAUUAUUGUUUUCUUUGCGCUCAAAAAGUAUUUUCGUAGUUUUGUAAAAUUAAGGUUGAACCCCUGAUAUCACGUGGACGUUUUACAGAUGUCCUUACUACGUUUCUGUGCGUUGAUCGUGGUAAUAUCUUUGCUGUCUAUGGAAGGUCAGAAAGCUCUGAGAUUCGAUCAACAAUAUCUUAAUUUAUGUUCCGAAGAUGAACGAAGGUCUUACGGGUUUGGAACGACAUGAGGGGGGGGCAUGCGUUUCUCUUGAAGAAAACAACUCGCAUGUCCCAUUGAAAAACAGCUGAGGAUCCGAAAGGAAGGAGCGGAUGAGGAGAGAGAGACAGAGAGAGAGAGAGAGAAGCAGACAAAAGAAGCUGCGGCUGCGUUGAGUGUCGCGUCUUGGGAGCACGAUAGCUGGCCAUCCACUUGGUUUCUUUAUUAUUUUCAUCAGUAAAACACAUCAAGGGCGGGGGAGCUCUGAGGCCCGAACGCGUGCAUUCUGAUAUUUGGAGGUGCGUCGUAGCGAGGGACUCGAUACCGGACUGGGCGCAUCUUAUAUCGCGCGAUAAAGCAGAACAAAGGGAGUCUUGAGCGAGGAAUGCGCGAGCCGAGCCUGGCGCCGCCGAAACAGGGCCAAAUGUUCUUCUGAGUCCCACAGAAAGGCGCAAACUCUUCUGAAACAACAUUUAAGGCUGCACCGAAACAGAAGACCCCCAAACCGCAACGAACCCGUUAUUCACCAUGUUUCCCCAGAAUCGACCCUCGAAUGAUCGAUUGGUCCAACCUGUUUUUCCAGGGCACCCAGCUAGUUCUGGAUACGGCCUCUUUCCACUCACCUUGAACAGCUCGAAACAUGAAGAGGUGGUUGGGAUGUGAUACAGCUAUGCUUCAUCAUCUUAAUAAGAGAUCUUCUUCAGUCCAAAUCAUAGCUUUAUGUUUUUAGAUAUAACCUGUUGAAACAGUGGGCAGUUCCUACAAAUUGCCUACUGACACCUGCUGAUUGGUCCUAAUUCUGGCUUCUGGAGGGAUCUGCUCCAGCUAAGACGUCUCCAGCAGAGGAGCACCACUAUCCUUCCUAUGUAAGGCACCUUUGCAACCACCCCCUGGGUCCUCUGCUUCAGCUGCUGCAGCAGCAGCUGCGGCCGCUGCAGCAUCGGGGUCGACCCAACCUCUGAAACUCACUUACUCCGAGACCCUGGACCGCAUAAAGGAGGAAUUCCAGUUCCUGCAGACACAGUAUCACAGUCUGAAGUUGGAGUGUGAAAAGCUGGCCACAGAGAAGACAGAAAUACAGAGACAUUAUGUCAUGUACUACGAAAUGUCCUACGGCCUCAACAUAGAGAUGCACAAACAGACGGAGAUCGCCAAACGCCUGAACGUGAUUUGUGCCCAGCUCAUUCCAUUCCUGUCACAGGAGCACCAGCAGCAGGUGGUCCAGGCCAUGGAGCGCGCCAAACAGGUGACUAUGGGGGAGUUGAAUGCGUCGAUAGGGGUACGUGGACUCCCCCCUCUGCCUCCCACACAACAGCUGCAGGCCCAGCACCUUUCCCAGCAUGCUGCCCAGGGGCUGUCCAUGGCCCCUCACCCCUCCGGCCUGCCUCACCCGGGACUGGCUUUGGGGGGCGGCUCUGGGCUGCUGGCCCUUUCCGGGGCCCUCGGGGCCCAGCUAGCCUCUAAAGAUGAGCGAGCCCAUUUGGAGGCUGUGGCAGCGGCGGCCGCAGCCGAACACCACAGAGACUGGCCGCGGGGACGUUUUCCUGCCCUUCCCAUGAUCCCCACAGACCGUGAACCUGGACCAAGUUCACUUUCUAACGGAGACAAAGGCAGGCCUUCAGACUACCUCAGCAACGGAAAAAAGAGAAAAGCAGAUGAGAAGGACUUUAUGACCGACUACGGCAGCGACGCGGAGAAGAGCGAUGACAAUUUGGUCGUUGACGAGGACCCUUCUUCUCCAAGGAGUGUGCAGUCAUACUCCUCCAGAGAGAACGGAUUAGAUAAACUCCCUCCUUCCCGUAAGGAGCCUCUGCCCCAGGCCAGUCCGACCUCGCUGGCUUCCUCCAGCAGUGCUGCUUCCCCUUCACGCAGCAAGGAGCCUCCACCGAGAGAGAAGUCCAGCACUCCAGGGAUGAAGCCUGGCACGCCCAUGUCCCAGGAGUCAUCCACUCCAGGCCCUAGCGUUCCUCCGCAGUUCCGCCCCGUUCCUGGGAAGCCAGGCGUUGACCCUCUUGCAUUAGGUCUGAGGAACCCAUUGGCGGUGCAGGGCGCGUACCCCCCUGGUGCUUUUGGCCUUCCUCCCCCAGGAGUUAAUGGCGAGUUGGCUGGAGCCGCAGGAUACGGUGCCGGUCUCCACCUCGUCUCCCCUCAGAUGAACGGCUCAGCUGCUGCCGCUGCCGCCGCUGCUGCAGCCGCCGCCGGAUACGGACGCUCACCUGUGGUGGGCUACGAGUCUCCUCAUCCCCAUAUGAGGGUACCAGGGUUACCUGCUAGCCUGCAGUCGGCAGCUUCUGGAAAGCCAGCUUACUCGUUCCACGUGAGCGCAGAUGGUCAAAUGCAGCCGGUGCCCUUCCCUCCUGACGCCCUCCUCGGCCCUGGCAUCCCACGUCACGCCCGUCAGAUCCACACGCUCAGUCAUGGAGAGGUGGUGUGCGCGGUGACCAUCAGCACCUCCACGCGUCACGUCUACACCGGCGGGAAAGGCUGCGUCAAAGUGUGGGACAUCAGCCAACCAGGCAGCAAGAGUCCAAUGGCCCAACUGGACUGUUUGAAUCGAGACAACUACAUCCGGUCGUGCAAACUCCUUCCAGAUGGGCGGACUUUGAUAGUUGGGGGCGAGGCCAGCACGCUGUCAAUCUGGGACUUGGCCACGCCCACUCCACGCAUCAAGGCCGAAUUGACGUCCUCAGCUCCGGCCUGCUACGCUCUGGCCAUCAGUCCCGACAACAAGGUCUGCUUCUCCUGCUGCAGUGACGGAAACAUCGUGGUCUGGGACCUGCACAACCAGACGCUCGUCAGGCAGUUCCAAGGUCACACAGAUGGAGCCAGUUGUAUCGAUAUUUCCAACGACGGGACCAAACUGUGGACGGGGGGUCUGGACAACACUGUGCGCUGCUGGGACCUGAGAGAGGGCCGACAGCUGCAGCAGCAUGACUUCACCUCACAGAUCUUUUCUCUGGGUUACUGUCCUACGGGAGAGUGGCUUGCAGUGGGGAUGGAGAGCAGUAAUGUGGAGGUGCUGCAUGUCUCCAAACCAGACAAAUACCAGCUGCACCUUCACGAAAGCUGCGUUCUCUCGCUCAAGUUUGCCUACUGCGGUAAAUGGUUUGUAAGCACAGGCAAAGAUAAUCUACUGAAUGCAUGGCGAACUCCAUAUGGAUCAAGCAUAUUCCAGUCUAAGGAAUCGUCGUCCGUCCUCAGCUGUGACAUUUCCCCUGACGACCAGUUCAUUGUCACUGGCUCAGGAGACAAGAAGGCUACUGUGUAUGAAGUCAUUUACUAAACUGAAUGUGUUUGGAACGUCAUUCAUAAAAUGAGAAAAACUUAUUGGAUAGAGGAGACCAGAUUCAUCAUUAUUUUGCCUUGAACUUGAGAGACAAAUGGUGUGGCAUGGACGUCAAUAUGGACUCUGAGACGGCGGUAUGGCUGUACUUUUCGACUCCAGGAUCGGAUGGUGGAUCUUCAGAACUGACCUUGUUGUUUUUUUAAUGCUGUGAGGAAAGCUGGUAGACUAGCUUCAAAAACAUGGAAUUUCUCCAAAGACCUCCUCUUUUCUUCUAUCUUUCCUUCCUUUUUUUUUAAACAAGAUGAAACCUCUGUAGUAAAUAUAAUAGUAAAAGAAAUCUUAUUUUUUUAGCCUUCGGAAUUUUCACGGAAAUGGACAAUUAUGGAGCCACAGUGUAUGAAUGAAUUAUGACGAAACCUAAAGGACUGGCCUAUGACUUCUUCGUCGAUCAUUUUCUUAAAAGCUGACCUGAUCUCGGCUCUGUGUUAUGAUUGUAUGGAUGAUGUAUAAGAUGAUGGACUAAGAUGAUGUAGGACAACAAGGCUCUGGAUUUUAGUGUGUCAUUGACUUCAGGGAAACGGCUAUAAAGACACUCAGUUAACGUCCUAUCACGUGAAUACUGUAUGUUGGAGCAUGUUGAAAAUUAUUUUGACCUUGGUCGCAAACUUGGUAUGUAUGAACUGUAAAUAAAGCUCUUUAAAAGCCAAAAGAUG